AUGAUGAUAUUCAGAGGAGAGAAAAACAGGAACCGUGUGGAUAACUGACCGACAGGGCCGCCUCUCAUUAUACCGAGAGAAAAUACACGCUUCAGAUCUACUGAUGGGCUGAUUUAUUGCAGCCACAAUCUUUUCCUAAUGCUUUUAUUCUUCUAUAUGAGGCAGAUCUUUUCUCAGUAAUUCACUGUAGGCUCGGAGGCGGUUGUCCUGAUGAAGUGUCGGCAGAGGGAGGAGGAAACCAAAGAGAGGAAGGAAACGAGGAUAACGUCACAAGAAGCAGAAUCGGAGUAAAACGGACUGAAUAGUAUUUAAUGGACAGUGCUUGAUGCGGGCCAGGGGACCGAGCUGCUCAAUUCUGUUUGUUUACGUCGCAUUUGGACAAAGAUGUGUUUGUUAACUGAUCGGGCGUGAAAAAAAAGAAGCAUUUUCGAGGAGGAAACGGCAACACAGCAGCAGAUUUCAUCUUUUUUCAGCAGGCUCCACUAAAGCAGAGAAAUGGAAAUGUGUGUAGCCCUCCUCCGUUUGCCUGUUCGCUGAAGGAUUUGGAAAUAGCCUAAUCGUGACACACGGAGCUUUAAGUGGAUCUCAUUUUUUUUAAUGAGCAUAAAAGACUAAAUCCUCCAGCGGAUUUUUUUUUUCUGGGGACGCUGCCUUCGGUUUUUUUGUAACGGCGGAGGGGAAAAAGCAGCAAAUCAUCGGGAGAAUUAACAGGUGACAGCUUGAAAAAUCCAAAAUGAGUGAGCUGGAGCAGCUUCGCCAGGAGGCCGAGCAGCUUAGGAACCAGAUACGAGAUGCCAGGAAAGCAUGUGGAGAUUCAACCCUGACACAGAUAACUGCUGGUCUGGAUCCUGUGGGGCGGAUCCAGAUGCGGACGAGGCGCACCCUCCGAGGCCAUCUCGCUAAGAUCUACGCCAUGCACUGGGGCACUGACUCAAAGCUUCUGGUUAGUGCCUCUCAAGAUGGAAAACUGAUCGUUUGGGACAGCUACACCACUAACAAGAUACACGCGAUCCCUUUGCGCUCCUCCUGGGUGAUGACCUGUGCGUACGCCCCCUCUGGGAACUACGUGGCCUGCGGAGGCCUGGACAACAUUUGCUCCAUCUACUGCUUGAAGACUCGUGAGGGCAACGUCAGGGUCAGCAGGGAGCUACCCGGCCACACAGGUUACCUGUCCUGUUGCCGUUUCAUCGAUGACAAUCAAAUCAUCACGAGUUCAGGAGACACCACCUGUGCACUGUGGGACAUCGAGACGAGUCAGCAGACCACAGUGUUCUCGGGCCACAGCGGCGAUGUCAUGAGUUUGUCCCUGUCGCCCGACCUCCGCACCUUUGUGUCGGGGGCCUGCGACGCCUCGGUCAAACUGUGGGACAUCAGGGACAGCAUGUGCCGGCAGACCUUCACGGGCCACGAGUCGGACAUCAACGCCAUCUGUUUCUUUCCCAACGGCAGCGCCUUCGCCACCGGCUCGGACGACGCCACCUGCAGGCUGUUUGAUCUGCGCGCGGACCAGGAGCUCAGCCUCUAUUGCCAUGACAACAUCAUCUGCGGCAUCACCUCCGUGGCUUUCUCCCGCUCCGGCCGCCUGCUGCUGGCUGGUUACGAUGACUUCAACUGCAACAUCUGGGACGCCAUGAAGGGAGACAGAGCAGGGGUCCUGGCCGGCCAUGACAAUCGUGUGAGCUGUCUUGGUGUGACGGAUGACGGUAUGGCGGUGAGCACCGGGUCCUGGGACAGCUUCCUCAAGAUCUGGAACUGAGCUGUGCACACCAAUAGCGAACACACACACACACACACAAACACACACACACACACACACACACACACACACACACACACACACACACACACACACACAGAAACACACACAGCUCCCUUCUUUGGACACAGUUUGCACCCUGUAUUCACUGUAUGUAAGAUUCAACAGACAAACUGCAACAUUGUACUGUACAUAAUAUAUAUGACUUAGGUAUGACUUUAUACACACACACACACACACACACACACACACACACACACACACACACACACACACACACACACACACACACACACACACACACACACACACUCUACCUACCUACCUACCCACCUACAGCUGAUUUAAGUAAAGACCCACACACACACACACACACACACACACACACACGUAUUCUGUAAAAUGUAAAAAUGUGACAAAAACAGUUGAAUCUUCAGUUGCUUAAAUAAAAUAAAAACACAAAUGCCACUAUGACCUGAAGCCUUUUAACACGUCUAACACGCUCAUUUUCACACACACACACACACACACACACACACACACACACACACACACACACACACACACACACACACACACACACACACACACACCGUUUUUCUUGCGAGACACUGCUCCUCCAGUUAAACAGGGGAGAAGACAUUAUUGGACAGUUCUGUCUUUGUUUACAAUGAAGUCGACAAAAAGCACUUCAGACUAAAAUUUCUGUACUAUUUUUGUCUCGGUAGCACAUGUAUCUCGCCGAUGCUAAUGUGAAGGAAGUGAGAAGAGAGUCAUGCGAGUCCAUUAACAGAGAAAAGAGGAAAAUAUCAACUCUGGCUCGAGACAUCAUGUAGUCACUGUUUUUAUAGAUACGUACCCCCCCCCCCCCCCCACACACACACACACACACACACAGUACAUGCUCUUCUUGUUUUAUUUUUUACACUUAUUUUAUUCAUGUUCUCCCUGUGUGCCUCAGAUACACGUUAAGGAUUAUUAAUAGAGAAUAUUGAUACAGUUAAAUUAACAACAUAAAAAAGAUCUGAGAUUCAAAAAGGUGGGUGAAAAAAUAAAAGCAUUAUAAGACACAUCUUAAUAAAGCAGGAGCCAGUAUUCAUACUUUGACUUUGUCAAUGUAUUAUCUGGACUUUACGAUGGUAUAAUUGUACAUAAUAUUAAUAAAUAAAUAGCCUCUCCUGCCAGUUAUUGUGGUUUUCUUUAUUUACACAGUGAUGGACUCGAUGUAAAGAGGUACAGUUUGGCUACACAUGCUAUUUCCAGUACUGAAUUUGCAACACACACAUUGACCAGGAAUGCUAUUUAGAAAGCUUACAUUUGGUAAUUUAACAGCACAGUAACACCAUUCUUCAGAUAUUAUGGAAAAGAGGGAUCAUUUGAAAUGUGUUUGAUUAAUUUCUGAAGCCUCGUGAUAAAUUCUACAAAGACUGAACACAUUUUUUUUGUUCAAUGAUCUAAAUAUUAUCCCAUUAAACUUCCUGUUUUCCUCAAAUCUGA
Eleginops maclovinus (Patagonian blennie) is the source of this 3253-nucleotide messenger RNA. RefSeq names its product guanine nucleotide binding protein (G protein), beta polypeptide 2 (gene gnb2). Gene Ontology annotation, biological process: G protein-coupled receptor signaling pathway. Gene Ontology annotation, cellular component: cytoplasm; heterotrimeric G-protein complex. The transcript is spliced from 10 exons. The record is from RefSeq and is a predicted model, not a curated record. Lineage: Eukaryota; Metazoa; Chordata; Actinopteri; Perciformes; Eleginopidae. Bases 734 to 1756 code for a protein of 340 amino acids. Gene Ontology annotation, molecular function: signaling receptor complex adaptor activity; protein binding.